Messenger RNA from Aspergillus tanneri, 696 nucleotides. RefSeq lists its product as uncharacterized. Bases 1 to 696 code for a protein of 231 amino acids. Lineage: Eukaryota; Fungi; Ascomycota; Eurotiomycetes; Eurotiales; Aspergillaceae. The transcript has a single exon. The record is from RefSeq and is a predicted model, not a curated record.
AUGGGACCUAGAGACGAGUCCGAGCUAUUUCUCAAAGAUCCUCACCAGACACCAAAACAAAUAAGUGAUCCUGAAAGCCGAAAUAUAUUCCGCCACCGGACAAAUUUAAAUCUUUGGUUCCUCUCAUCUCACAGUCUGGUUUUUAUUUUCACCUCCUUGCUCUGGGGAAGCCUUUUCUACACUAUGGACCUCUCUCUACAAAGUCGCAAAUCUAUCAAGCCAAUCGAUGAGACGAAGCCGCUCGGGAACAUCACCACAAAAGCGAAGCUCUUAACCUGUGGCUGGACCCCAGAAGAGGCUAAGGCCCUGGGCUGUCAGUAUGAUAUUUUAAGCAAUCACUGGGUGCCGGGGCUUUGCAUGGAUCAAAAAGCCGUCGAGGAAUAUCAGACCGAUGAAUCAUGGUUUGGAUUUGCAGACGAAAACAGAACGGAGCUCUUGAGUAUAGACACUAUGUCUGAGAUGAAGUACUAUUAUACAUCUGAAAGAGACCAUAUUGUUCAUUGCGCCAUGUUGUGGAGGAAGCAGUUCAGAGCGUUCUUUGAAGAACGGGACAAUCUUGACACAAUCAUUGCAGACAGCGAGCAUACAAUGCAUUGCUCUCAAUUUCUGAUGGAUAUGUCAGAUAAGGGCCCAGAUUAUAGGAACAUGCCGAUAAAGACGUGGGUGGGAUAUGCUGGUUGUUGGGUGAAGGAGUAG